This is a messenger RNA of Dentiscutata erythropus, 224 nucleotides long. Lineage: Eukaryota; Fungi; Glomeromycota; Glomeromycetes; Diversisporales; Gigasporaceae. The record is from the annotation of a GenBank genome assembly.
AAGUCGUAUUUGUAAAAGAGGAAGAGGCCAUACUUGAAAAGAAGGGUGUUGUAUAUGAGAAAAGCAAAAGUAUAAAGGAAAAUGAAAGUGAAGAGUUUGAGGAAAACAAAAGUAUAGAAUUUGAGAAAAACAAAAGUGUAGAGUUUGAGGAAAAUGAAAGUGUAGAGUUUGAGGAAAAUGAAAGUGUAGGGUUUGAGGAAAACGAAAGUUUAGAGUUUGAGUAA